AUGCGUCCGUUGCUGCAGGAGGCGCGAUUUGCCUGUUUCGACGACCGCGACGACAGCGAUGGCGCCUCGUCGAGCACGUCGUCGCUGCCCACGUUUGCUAUCCCCAGUCCGACGGGUCGCUUGCAGCCGCGCCCGAGCUCUAUAAGCGGUCGGCCAGUGGCGUGUCGUGGCUCGGGCAGUUUCGUGUACCAGAGCGAGAGGUUCCGGGACCGCUUUGUGUGUUGGCGAGUGGCAGAGAACGUGCUGGUGCUGCGCGAGUGGAGUUUCCACACGACGUUGAAGCGGAACGGGAUACGGCUCGAGUUCCCCGACGCUGUCGUUGCCACGGGAGUGCUGGCCGUCGAGAGCGGGGACGAUGCGCGAGCGGGAGGAGGCAACGCAGCAGCAGUGACGAUCAGCGUCGUGACGCUCGCGGGAACGAUCUACCGCUUCACCUAUUCCAUGCCGAACAGCAUCGAGCUCAGCAUUUUCUCUGAAGCUGACGUGACUGCGACGCCCGAGCCGAAACCAGCUACUUGCAGUCGCUGCGAUAUGUUGCAGAGUUUGACUUGCAACGAGGUCUUGACUGCUGUGUUCUGGGUGGACGAGUACAAUGCCGUAGUUGGUACGAAUGCCGGCCGCGUGAUGGGUGUGAAUCUCGGCUUGUCGGUCGAGCCGAGGAAAGUGCGGGAAUUUGUAUUCUCUGACCAGUCCGUAGCAAGCUGGCUCUGGCAUGGACUUGUCCAAUCGACUGCAGGCAAGCUAACAGGAAGCUGUGACGAAUCACGUACGAGGAUGAAGAACGGGGCGGCAGUACUGGCCGUGACCUGUUUCCAGAUCGAUGAAGACGAUGAUGGUAUCGACAAAGACGUUUGUGUGGUCACUAUUUCGGCUGAUUGUGUGCUAAGAGCAUGGAGUUUCAGCUCGCAGUCGUGCACAGGACGCCAACAGCUUCGAGCAUUAGUGACGACACCCCCAGACGAUUGUGAUGUGGAGGUUGAGGAACAAGACUGGAAUGAUGGAGAUGUACACAGUAAUGACGACGACGGCUGCGAUAUCGGCACCGGCGUCUAUGCUACAUAUGCAAAGGUAAUGGCUCUGUCUCCUACAGAAUCGGAUAAUUGCAGGUUGCUGGUGCAUCUGGAUUUCCUGGCAGCACACUCCCCGGAGAUUUUUUUGCUGCGAGGCGACGUGCAACUUGCUUCUAUGUCAAGUGCCGGGGCUAGUGGUGGCGAACUUGUGUUGAGCAUUGCAAGGGUAUUUACUGUGCAGGCUCCGGAGCAAAGAAUCAAGCGAGGGCUGAAGAUGGUGGAUUUCGCGGUGGACAAAGACUUGCUGUUCUCGUCAUGGCGCUCGCACGAAGGAGAUGAAGUGUACACCCAUGCAAACCCGAUGGCGCUUACAGGCCCAAAACGUAUAUUUGGUCAGCUUGUUAGCACCAUCGAAGUGCAGAUGCAAAAGUACGAGGCGGAGGAUAGUGAGUGGCUAUUUGACGCGAACGAGGAAGACGCUAUGGCGCAAAUUGACGACUUCUUUGCUGAGCGAGUACUAUUACCUGGGCGUUUUUCUCGACAAAAUCUGUCGAGUGCCAUCGUGGAAGCACAAAACGAUGCUCUUGGCAGCUCCGACUCCCCUUCGUUGUUCGAUCACAGUUUGCCAAAAUAUAAAGACGCGCUCAUUCGCCUUGUAACGCACCGAUGCGCAGACGCCGCCGGCGCCGCCGUUAUUCGCAAUGGAUCAACGUCAAAUUUGCUGCGCAUAAUGAUCUGGAAGGAGCUUAUUGCGUUGUGCACAAAGCAUUGGCGGUGCGCAAACGUGCCAAUAGGCUUUGCUACGACAAUGAACAUGCUUCUAUCUGGUGCGCCUGUGAUGCUGCGCCGCAACUGCAUAUCGCUGCUGUUUCCGUCUGCGCCAUUAGUCGCCGCUGCGUUUGCUGGGCAAGUGAAGCAAGGUUCAACGAGUGGAGAGUGCGUGGCUGCACUAGUGUCUGACGUCCUCCCGAUUUUUGAUGCGAUUCCUAGCCAAAUUUUUCAAUCGUUCGUCCACUCGGAAGUCGCUGGUGUUGCCUAUAAUCAGAAAGUGGAAUCGUUCGUGGCUUUGGCACGCCACUGCGUUCGCCUCGGCUUGAACCCGGAUAUGACUGCUUGUGCCGCUAUUGCUGGACAAAGUGUCAGCGCCGAUCUUCUUCUCACCCGCGCGAUUCUGCGCUUUGGCAAGAUACUUGGUGGUGAUGAUGCAAUCCAUGACGAAGUCUUGUGUGACCUGGUCGAGCACUUCUCACCGCUUGAGUCUGGACGUGGUCCAAGAGCCCACAUACCCUCGCCAUCCAAGCGUGAAUACAAACUCGUUAUUGGUGAUGAGGGCCACAAGAGAAAAGCUACAAUGGCGAAUGCAGAUAUCCUGAGUAUUGACCACUGUACUACUCGCCAAUUAUUUUUCGCUGGUCAUGAAAUAUGCUACGCUUUUGGCCAAGUGGCAUCGGGCGCAAUCGACGAGAUUUGCGCCCAGUCACUUCGUGUGGUGCUUUUUCUUGCGUAUUUGGUGGACACACGACCCGCAUUUUUGGGCCCCGCGACGUUAAACAAGAUUGUACAACUUUAUCUACCUCGAUCGAUUUCAGUAUACCAGCGUUGGCGGCUUAGUCAAUGGGUUGUAAGCCAAGGUUUUGCGCUGUCAGGUGCUGAUGCAGAUCUUGCUGCGGCAUCGACAGCUACGCUCACGCAGUCACUGCUGCAAAUGUUUCUUCUGGAUAUUAAUGGAAGGCUAAACGGAUCGAACGACUUCAAGCGGGCGCUUUCAGUGUUGCAGCUCGCUAGUGCAAGCAACAGCGUGCGUAGCGAAGAAGUGCAUACUGUGUUGACGACAUUUACACGCGAUAUUCUACAGCACGUUUCGUACCCGAACGAUUCGCUGAUGCGAUUCUUACAGAAAAGGCAGCAGUACCGAAUUUUGCGUGCAAUCUUUUGCUGCAACCUCAGCGACUUUAGUUUGCACGACUCUUGGAAGAAAAGCUUUUCUCAACCUCCGCAGGGCAAUAAGGUGCACAAGCACAUGCGCUCGAUUGGAGAGUGUCUAGCUUUCGAAAGUCGGGAGGCUGCAGCAUGCUCUGGUGACGAUGUCAAUGCUCGCGAUUACGCUCGCUCGUGUUUCCAGCAAGCUAUCCGCUGCUUCAGCAUCUGUCUGACAAACUUUCUGCUGAAUCGAAAUGACCGCUUUUCGCUAUCGGAAAAAGGUUUGGAGCAGUUUAUAUACGAAGUGGUGGGGCUACUGAAGGAGACAGUGCCCCGGGGGUCCUACGACCAACUGCUGAGUUUUCUCUGGACUGUGAUUUCGCAGGCGUUUAGCCACUUGGCUCAGUACGACGGUAGUGAGCCGAGUUUUGCGGUACAAACGUUCAUUUGGGUGAAUGUGUUCAAGUAUUCCGUCGAAGAGCGACUGUUUCAUGAUGCACAUCUUGCGCUUAUGCACACAGCAGAACUUGCGACUUCGUUAAGUGGAUCAGCGAGUACAGGGGAAGCUGAAAGCACGGCCAGUGAAUGCGUGAACUACCUUGUGAAGGAGCUGUACCGCUACGGUCAGUUUGACCUCAUCUGCGACUUGCACUGGGGAUCACUACAGCCACAAGUGGAAAAUCAUAUUCUCUGGCAAGCCGGCAACGCUACUGUUGUCCAAGGCGACGGCUCGCAUGGAAGUGCCAUCCGGUAUUACAAUUUGCUCUACACGUUUUACAUGCGCAAACAGCAACCAGCAAGUGCGGCGUCUGCGAUGUACACUCUUGCGCAGCGUUUACGACUGACAAUAUCGGCAUCGGCAUCAAAAGCAGUGCUUGAGGCGCAGCGAAACGCCUUGAAUGCGGCCUGCAACGCCCUGCAAGUGCUUCCCAGUGAGAACCGCUGGAUCGUGCAGAAUACGCACGCUGAGGAGCUCAAACGGCUUUCGUUGGAUGCUCCUGAACACGUUAGGGCCAUGCCAUAUACGAGUGUGGUCACGCUGGAAGAUGUGAAACGCGAUUUGUCUGUACUGGACGGCAAGUUACGUUUGCUAUCGUAUGACUGUUCAGAAGGUACAUUGCUAGGCACGAUGGAUAGAGAUGAGGUGAUUGCUUUGCUCGUGGACGCCGUUCACCGCAGCUGCCACAGCACAGGAAGUUCAACGGAGGCCGAACGUGGGAGAGCUGGAAUACACUCUAUUGAGAUAGCAGCUGACAUUGCAGCUAGGAGUCCGGUGGCUACAAUGUCGGGUUUGACAAAAUCGCUGGCUCGUUACUGUGCAAGCAGCGAGCACCCUACGCUUCCACUUUCAUCCUCGCGGUCCGACAGUGACUUGUUAUGGGAACUUCUCGAGUCGUUGCUAGCUAAUGUGGGAUCACUAGACCAGUACGAGGUUGCUGCUGAGACUGUUCUGGACUUUUGGCCACAAGCAGGACGCAAGCUUGUGCUUCCCGAAUGGCUGAAGGAGCGGCUGGCGAGUUCAACGUCUGGAAAUCCAGUCAAGUUACUAGCGCUCUAUUUGAAGCAUGGAUUGCUGCUAGAAGGGCUGGAGCUGGUCGAAGGUCUAUUGCUUGAUGUUGCCGCCGUCGGCAGAGAAGAGCAGCCAUUGACGUCCAGCGCUCUUUCACCAGACUGUGCGUGGAUUCCGUACAAUCUCGUCGAUAUGCUUUUGGAUUCGACAGCAGCCGUGCUGAACCAGAACGUCAGUGAAGGUGCGUCGCAUACCGAUGUCGCGAGGCUUCGCGAGCAUGAUUACAGGCUCCGUCAGCAACUGUCUCGAUACUUUUGCUCCGCCAACGCGCUGCAGCAAGCACAAGAAGCUGCAAGUCUCGCGCGCAGUUGCAUUGGAAUAGACUCGUAG
Messenger RNA from Hyaloperonospora brassicae, 4830 nucleotides. Lineage: Eukaryota; Oomycota; Peronosporomycetes; Peronosporales; Peronosporaceae. The record is from the annotation of a GenBank genome assembly.